Molecule: messenger RNA, 1264 nt
Organism: Vigna radiata var. radiata (mung bean)
Lineage: Eukaryota; Viridiplantae; Streptophyta; Magnoliopsida; Fabales; Fabaceae
Product: gamma-glutamyl peptidase 3
Exons: 3
Coding region: 394-1146 (250 amino acids)
Cellular component (GO): cytosol
Source: RefSeq, a predicted model, not a curated record
UUUGUCCAUCAUAUCAACUGCACCAUCUUCCAAAUAAAUAGGUUUUAGAUUAUUCUUUUUAGAAUAAAUUUAAUUAUCAUCACAUUUACAAAAGAUAUUCUGUACUUUAUACACUCGACCUCCCCAAUAAAUCAGCCAUGGUUGUCCCUGUUUCGCAUGUGCCACAAGCGGGAACCAUAGUAUAAGACUUCUUCCGACAUUGGUUCACGAAUAUGUCUGUUCUUAGAGAUACUCCAAAAAACAACAAGUUAUUUAGAUCAUGUACUUAGGAAUUGCCAUCUAUAUAAGACCUUUCACUCAACGACCCAACACACAAUUAACAAUUUGGUUUCUCUCUUUCUCUUUCUAACAACCAAAACUCAUUUUUUUUUCAAGCCUAGCUAUAGCUUGAAGAUGGCAAUUGAUUGUGAAAGUAGAAGAUAUGCUGUGCUGCAAGCAGUGCGUGAUUCUGAGUAUGUAGAGAAAGUGUACGGUGGCUAUUACAACGUGUAUGUAGAAGCCUUUGGGGAAGAGGGAGAUGUGUGGGAUUUGUUCAGAGUGUACGAGGGAGAUUUUCCUGAAUUGAAUGAUCUGCAUAAAUAUGAUGGGUUUGUGAUCACUGGUAGCCCCAGUGAUGCUUAUGGAAAUGAUUACUGGAUCCUUAAACUCUGUUUCAUUUUGCGAAUCAUUGUUGCAACGGAGAAGAAGCUCCUUGGCAUUUGCUUUGGCCACCAGGUACUGUGCAGGGCUUUGGGUGGAAGGGUAGGGAAAUCGAAGACAGGGUGGGAUAUUGGGUUUAGAGAAGUGCAUUUCAUGAAAGAUGUAGGUGGAUGUUAUAGGUACCUAGAUCAUCAUGAAAUGUCAUCAUUCCUUUCGAUCAUAGAAGUGCACCAAGACGAGGUUUACGAGGUUCCUGAGGGUGCAGAUGUGAUUGCAUCUUCGGACAAAACUAGGGUGGAAAUGUUUGCAAUUGCAGACAACAUUCUUGGAAUUCAGGGACAUCCUGAGUACACCAUAGAUAUAUUGUUUAAUCUCAUUGAUCGCCUUCUCCAAAUGGAUGUCAUACAGAAAGGAUUCGCAGAAGAUUUGAAGCGUCGGCUUGAGUCUGCUGAGCCAGACCAGGAGUGCUGGAAAAUGAUAUGUAGGAGCUUUCUCAAGGGGAAAUAGAGCUCCUGCACUAACAUUUAAGACCUUAGUAAAAAAAAACUAAAAAUAAACUUAUAUUUAAAUAUGUAUUUGAUCCUUUAAUGUUUAAAAUCUUAAUUUAAUUUUUAUAUCUUUUAAA